AGAAAAAAAAAAUGGAGGAAUACAAACAUUUCAGCCACCCCCAUGACUUGAAACUCUACCAAAUCCAAGAAGAUCAAACCAACCAACAAUUCCGUUGCUCCGGCUGCGAAUCUUUCUGCCACGGCCUCGUUUACGGUUGUCGGAGCUGUGAGUUCUUCCUCCACAAAGCUUGCGCCACUGCGCCCCGCUCGCUCCGCCACCCUUCCCACCCUUCUCACCACCUCACCCUCCUCCCUUCUCCGACAUACCCUGAUGGCUCCUUCCUCUGCAACGCUUGCGGUGCCACUGGCACCGCCUUUUGCUUCUCCUGCAUCCCUUGCGAUCUGGACCUUCAUGUCGAUUGUGCUCUCUUACCCGAACAACUCAACCUCAAUUCCCAUCGCCAUAGCCUCUCUUUAGUCUUUUCACCUCCCUCUAUUAUAUGUAACUUGUGUCGUCGUGCCCUCGACUCUCGAUACUGGAGUUAUAGUUGUUCCACUUGUAACUUCCACGUUCAUACCUACUGCGCCACGGCCCCGACUGCGUCCCCGGUUGGAAGCGUGAGAAAUGAUCGGUACGCGGAGUUUGUGGCAGUCAGGGAGGGGGAUUACGACAGUGUUUCUCCUGCAGGGUAUGGUGUCGUCAAUGGCGGAGUGCCAGCGGUGAAUCCGCCAGUGGUGGUGGUGGAGGAUCCGUUUCUGAAGGCGCAGGCAGAGCUACAUGAGCUUCAAAUGCAGAUGCAGAUUGUGAAUGAGAUGGCCAAGAUGAUGGCGUCCGUUAACUUGAGCUCUCUUGCACCAUGA
Molecule: messenger RNA, 782 nt
Organism: Benincasa hispida (wax gourd)
Lineage: Eukaryota; Viridiplantae; Streptophyta; Magnoliopsida; Cucurbitales; Cucurbitaceae
Product: Cysteine/Histidine-rich C1 domain family protein
Source: RefSeq, a predicted model, not a curated record